Messenger RNA from Glarea lozoyensis ATCC 20868, 2205 nucleotides. RefSeq names its product Protein kinase-like (PK-like). The transcript is spliced from 2 exons. The coding region runs from base 1 to 2205 and encodes 734 amino acids. Lineage: Eukaryota; Fungi; Ascomycota; Leotiomycetes; Helotiales; Helotiaceae. The record is from RefSeq and is a predicted model, not a curated record. Gene Ontology annotation, cellular component: cytoplasm. Gene Ontology annotation, biological process: protein phosphorylation; intracellular signal transduction. Gene Ontology annotation, molecular function: protein serine/threonine kinase activity; ATP binding.
AUGUCCACCCCCAACUCUCACCCGCCGAGAUCGCAGCACAUCCAGGGGAGCAGCCACGAUGUCUACUCCAACGCGCAGAUGGAUGCGUCAGCACCACAGAGACAUGGGAAGGCAGACGUUGUGAAUCAGCACGCUGCAAGAACGAACGCUGAGGUUGGCGUCAGCUUUCCUUCUGCUACUAACGAAGCAUCAUCUACAAUCCCGACUAUAUUUCAUUCUAACACGAUUGCGCCGUCCCCGCCCCCAAACCGCGCCUCACCCCCUCCAGAUAAUAACUCGAGUCUCGCCCCGCUCGAUACGACCGCGCGAAACCCGACCUCAGAUACCCAACAUCCAAGCCCAUUGAGUGCAGGCUUACGAAUUCAGACCGAUAUAAUACCAAACUACACCGUCACUGCCGCGAGCGCCAACACCGCGACGAGAUCGUCGGCCGACUCGAUGAAAUCCCACUCCACCUCGAGGAAUAUACCUAUUCAACCUGUGAAACGAACCCCGAGUAUCAAGAAUAUAUUGGGUACUAGCAUGGGAAGCAACUCGGGGUUUGCAUCAACACCAAACUCAGCAUUGUCUUCUCCUAUGCUCAAUGCGUUGGCAGAUGUAACACCUCUACCUUCUCCACUUCUGUCAGCAGAUUCCCCUGGACCAUGGAAGAAGCUUGGGUCGAGACCUGGAUCAAGAGAUAUGAAUAUCCCGUUGACUUCGAAUUCGGCGUUGGUGACGGCAAAUGGCGAAUCAUUAUCCGCUGCGAUAGCAAACCAAAGCAAGAGGAAGGCAUAUCAAGGACUGGCUAUUAGUGCUGGAGAGCCGGUACAUACAAAGAUGGGAAGUGAGCAAGAAAAGGCUAUUGGAGGACACACAAGAAACCGUAGCGUGAGCGAAUAUAACCCCGAUUCGAUGCACGUUCCAAAGGCACGCCAUGUCGCUGUCUCGGGAACCCACAAUGUGUCAUUAGACGGGCAGAACGAUAGAGUCGUGGACACAAUGCGUAGGGAACCGAAUUUGGCGGUUCAGCGAGGUCUGGCACCUGUUCCUAAACCUCCUACCCCACCAUCAAGUCGGACUGGCGGCGAGAGUAGUGAUAGCGAUUCCUCGUUAUCAAGUACUCGUGUAAAAACACAAAGGAAGUCUCGUUAUGAAUUUUUUGAAGCAAAUACACGCAAGGAUUCGAAGAGAAGAAGAUGGAGAGCGUUGAAGGUGCUGGGUCAAGGUACUUUCAGUAAAGUCGUACUUGCGACUAGCCAGGCACCGGAAGACGAUACUAUCGAUGAGGAUCAUGUGUUUGGACAGCCUAUGGAAGGUAUCAUGACGCCUGUUCAAGAGACCAAAAUUGAUCGCAAGAAGCUCGUGGCGGUGAAAAUAUGUGAGCAUGGGCCAAAGGGAGGCGCCUCUGAGGAACGUGUCGAAAUGUCGCUGAAACGAGAGUUGGAGAUUAUGAAAUCGAUACGCCAUCCAUCGUUAGUGGAUCUUCUGGCCUGGAGUAUCGAGGAAACUCGUGCGAUAUUGGUUCUAAGCUAUUGUGCUGGUGGUGAUCUCUUCGAAGUGGCAAGCCAGCAUAGGGAUCUACUCGUCCCUGGAUUAUUAAGAAGGAUGUUUUCUGAGCUUGUUGGAGCGUUAGACGUCCUGGUCAAUCUUCCACCAGCAGAGUUAUCACGCACGGUCGAUUGGGCAACAUACCCAUAUUCCGUAGUCACACUCACAGAUCUUGGCCUCUCGCGACGUGUAGCCGAUGAUGAAAAACUUACCACCCGCUGUGGCUCCGACGACUACGCAGCACCCGAAGUCAUAAUGGGCCAACCCUACGACGGCCGCGCCACCGACGCCUGGUCCCUUGGCGUCCUUCUCUACGCCCUCCUAGAAAGCAGACUCCCCUUCGACCCGCACCCCAACAUGCCUGAAAGCCACAAACAACGAUCCCGCACUAGCCAUCGCAUCGCGCGCGUCGAGUAUCGCUGGAUCGAAUACGCGGGCGACGAGGGGGAUCACGAAGCGGAUCCUGAGAAGUUCAAGCAGAGGGGUCUGGAGGGCGCGAUGGUCGUCACGGAGAAUCUGCUUAAGAGGGCGAGGAGUCGGUGGACGCUGGAUAGAGUUGCGGAGUUUGAGUGGGUUAAGGGCGGGGUUGCUGUUGAGGGGGGGAUUAGGUUUAGAGAGGAUGAUACGCCGGAAGAGGUGGUGGAGUGCGGGAUGGGCGUGAUGAGUCCGUUAUAA